Messenger RNA from Epithele typhae, 738 nucleotides. RefSeq lists its product as uncharacterized. The record is from RefSeq and is a predicted model, not a curated record. NCBI's taxonomy places the organism in Eukaryota, Fungi, Basidiomycota, Agaricomycetes, Polyporales, Epitheliaceae. The coding region runs from base 1 to 738 and encodes 245 amino acids. The transcript is spliced from 3 exons.
AUGAACGUCGCUAACUCCACCCACGGGCUUCAUAUACCCCAAAGCGACCCCAUAUCCGACGGUGGCAAGGGGACUUUGAUUGGAACCGAGACCCCUCCUGCUUUAUCAUUCCCUUCGUCAACCUCCGACCAUGCAUCUCCUCCCGAGAGCGACUACGAGUCCGAUUCCUCUGAGGGCGGUGAGUUGGAGAUCCAGCCUGGGGUAUCGUGUGACGAUAGACCCUCUUUCGAGGCACCCCGCCAGGCACGCAGAAAGAAUCUCCUUGAGAAGUUCGCCCCGCGAGAACAACUUCGACGCUCCGACCUCUACGAUGGCACUCACGAACCUCCUCUAUGGCGAUUUGGUUUCGCCUUCAAACAUGAGGCUGCCCUUCAGUACGCUACAGAUCACCAGCUCAAGGUCUCGCUGGGACAGGAAGGACCCACAUUUGAGGAGGCCCUUGCUGGCUCAGGAGGCAAACCAUCGGCGUCGUUGACAGUGCUUGCCUUCCAUGCCAUGAAAAACCACCUCAGUAAGAAGUGCGGCUUCUUCUUGCAGUUUGCCCAGAUAUUCUCGCGUGAGCACGGUUAUAUCAUCUCUCUGUGGACCAACUACGACUACGACGAACGGUCGCGGUUCUGCCUCGACUACGACUUCGUGCUCGACACUCUCGAAGAAGCGUUUAGACCGUAUUCUGGAGCGGUCGCUGAAGCGAAGUGGUACCUCGACAUGGAGGACGACUGUCUGGCAACCAUGUAG